Molecule: messenger RNA, 759 nt
Organism: Pisolithus orientalis
Lineage: Eukaryota; Fungi; Basidiomycota; Agaricomycetes; Boletales; Pisolithaceae
Exons: 1
Coding region: 352-567 (71 amino acids)
Molecular function (GO): protein binding
Source: RefSeq, a predicted model, not a curated record
CUCUUCACUCAAAGAUCUUGCGGCCUCUCUUUCGAAGAGAUAUGACAAUCAGGAGGUAGUUUCUGACUUGGAAGAAGCUGUCACGCUUUUGCGAGCAGCACUAGCGCUCUGUCACCAGGACAUCCCGAUCGUGGCGUAGUUCUUUACAACCUUGCUUGCGACCUCCGGAAUAAGUUUCAGAAACAAGCUGACAGGUGUAAAUUGGAGGAGGCGAUUAAACUGCACCGUGAAGCCCUGGAAUCACAUCCCGCUGGACACCCUGAUCGGUCCUCAUCGCUCUCAUCGCUUGCUCUCUGCCUUUCAGAUAGGUAUGGCCACCAGGGGGUAGUUAAUGACUUAGAUGAGGCCAUCAUGCUUGGGCGUGCAGCACUAGCACUCCGGCCAUCAGGGCACCCCGAUCGCGGCCUAACUCUCUACAAUCUCGCUAAUUUCCUCAGGAUGAGGUUCCUGAAACAAGUUGCGACCAAUGAUUUGGAGGAAGCGAUUGUGCUGCACCGCACAGCUUUGGAACUACGUCCAUCUGGGCACCCUGAUCGGUCCUCGUCGCUCUCAUCGCUUGCUCUCUGACUGUCAUAUAGACAUGCGAAGUCGGGGAUAGUUGAUGACUUGGAUGAAGCUAUAAAACUUGGACGUGCAACACUAGAGCUUAGUCCGCCAGGGCACGCCAAUCGUGGCGAAUCUCUCCACAAUCUUGCUUGCGACCUCAAGAAGAGGUUUGCGGCAAAGGGUGCGAUCUGCGACUUGCAGGAAGCAAUUGAG